AUGGAACAUAACAUGGACGACGAGCUCCCUUCCUUUAACUUUGGCCUAUCCGACUCAACAAACGAUGGCUCCAGCUUUCACUUUGAGAACGAUCCAGCAGAUCCUUAUGAGCGUACAAAUGUGAUCGAGAGGCGAGGCCUCAUUCAUGUUCGGUGCAAUGUGAGAGACAUUGUUCAUGGCCAAUGGGGUGAGGACAGCGAUGUGGAGGCAACGCUCCUCAUUUUGCUCUUUCGUUUCGAUCCCGAUGACCUCGGCCGCCGCGUCAAGACCGCCCGCAUUAAGCUGUCCUUCUUAGGGUCAUCAACCGAUCGUCCUGAUCCAGAAGUAGUACGGAUCUGGCCCAACGAAAGCUACGCCAUUCUUCCUACAAAGCGGACGGAGACGGUCUGUGUUGGAGGCAAGGGCUCUGUGACUGCUGGGUUUGCAGGUUUCGAGGUGGGGGCUGAAUUAUCGCGGGAAAAAUCAGUGGAACGCGAACUUCAGAGCAUGGGAAUUGUGCGAGGCUCUGCUGAUACCGAAGGCCGUAAUUUUGGCCUUCACAAUAGUGCCUCAUGGACGCUUAUGGAGAAUCCGAAUACGAAGAACGGAGUUGCAGCCUCUAUGCAGUGUGCCAUCCUUCUGAAACGCCGAGCUUUAGAGGAGCAAUUCAGUGCAACGGUCCAAGUCACCGUACAUGCAGACCGUCCGACUGCUGCCAAGGAAUGGAUUCGUGGUGUCUUCACCCAGCCGAGCAAGGUUGACCCUAUCAUAUUCGACCCCAAGCGUCAACCAACCAACCAAUUGCGCAUUUACGAUAAUCAGGCUCGGGCAAGUUUAGGCAGCAUCAAUCUAAAUGACCGAAGUCUGACUGAUAUAACAUUGCGUAAUAUAUGGGAGGGCGCUGAGAAGCAUACGUGA
This is a messenger RNA of Trichoderma aggressivum f. europaeum, 897 nucleotides long. RefSeq lists its product as uncharacterized. The coding region runs from base 1 to 897 and encodes 298 amino acids. NCBI's taxonomy places the organism in Eukaryota, Fungi, Ascomycota, Sordariomycetes, Hypocreales, Hypocreaceae. The record is from RefSeq and is a predicted model, not a curated record. The transcript has a single exon.